Molecule: messenger RNA, 598 nt
Organism: Rhagoletis pomonella (apple maggot)
Lineage: Eukaryota; Metazoa; Arthropoda; Insecta; Diptera; Tephritidae
Exons: 4
Coding region: 1-591 (196 amino acids)
Molecular function (GO): odorant binding
Source: RefSeq, a predicted model, not a curated record
AUGCUGUCAAUAAAAUUAUUUGUGUCCUGCGUGCUUUUGGUUGUCAGCUACUGCCGCGCCGAAUCGCCGGAAUUUGAUUGUCAACGACCACCACGCUUAGUGGAUCCAACGCUUUGUUGUAAGGAUGGUGGCUAUGAUCAGACCACAGAAGUUUGCGGCAAACGCAUGGGUAUAAUCGGUGAAGGCAAUCAUGGGCCACCUACUGUGGAAAAAGCUACGUGCUUCGCCGAGUGCAUUCUCAGAGAACUGCAUUACAUUCAAGAGCCAGAGAAGCUCAACUACGAAACUAUGCAAACUGAUAUGCAGGCCAAAUACGGCAAUGACACCGUCUUUGUGGACACAAUGAUGGGAGCGUUUCGCAAGUGUGAGCCUGAUGUACAACAGAAGUUGCAAGCAUUCAAGCAAAUGACGCUUCUUGGUGCUGCUGCCGCACUACGACGUGGCUGUAGUCCAUUCUCCGGUAUGCUACUUGGUUGUACGUAUAUGGAAUAUUUCAAAAAUUGUCCGGCACAUCGCUGGACUGAGACCGAGGAAUGCGCGCUCGCGAAACGAUUUGUUACACAGUGUGCUUUGGGUGUAAAACAAACUUAAAUAUUAA